AUGGCAACACCUUGGUUCUCCAUCUACGGAAUUCCAGUCCUCCCACCUUAUCAAGAGACACCGUUGCUCUAUAACUUCCAGGACAAGGCUCUGGAGCAGGUUGUGUACUCAUUGUCGCAGGUGCAGUGGUUGGGCGUCAACGAUGCCUCCGGAUCAGAGAGGAAAGACAAUGAGGUGCUGAGAUGGCUGGGAGCCAGCGUGUUGAAAGGGUUGACGGGCAUGCUAGUGAUGAGCUUAUUUCCUGAACUGGGCGCUGGUGGUUUAGAGGACAUGACUGCAGCCCUAACUACCACAUCGUUCUACGCACACCUAUCAAGAGUCCUCAGCCUCCACAGUCGUCUCACAGCUUUAAAUUACACCUCUGAUUCCGACGGGAUCCUUGGCAAACUCUUCACAGCCUAUAUCGGUGGGAUCCAUCGUGAACUCGGGACCCAGCGGUAUCACGACCUCUACAUCUGGUACUCGCAGGUCGUUGCCCCAUAUGCGGAGAAAUACCAUGCCCUCUACCAGGAGCACAUCUCCUCGACCAGUACUUCCAACGCCCUCAUCACGCUUAAAAAGCCCACAUUCACCGUCAAUACCCCAGGCCUUCUUGGCACGGCCGUGGCCACCCCAACAUCCACUGAACCGCCAAAGCCUUCGUCCAUUGAGGCAAAACUGAGACGUCAGAAUAUCAGCAUGUACACUUCGCGGUUGAUGGAAUUUGCGGCUAAGAGCAGGUUGUCGCAGCCGAGUUUUAUGUUCAAGGAUAAUGGAUACCAAGGAAUGAAUAUCCAGUGGACUGUAACUUGUGGUGGUUUCUUGAACAAACGAACGGGUUGUUAUGGCCAUGGGUAUCUCGACGUGGUGGAUUUCGUAUCCUUCGACUACCAGGAUCUUCAUCUAUCUAUUGCUGCUGGAAUGGCUUUUACCCUUAGUCUCGUUCUGGGCGUUCUGGGCGUAAUUGUGCUGAUUUCACUGCAACGAUCCCCUCCCCCCCCUCCUCCUGCUAACCAAGGGCUCGCAAAUGGAGUUACGCGUCUAGUCUCUAAACAUUAA
This is a messenger RNA of Morchella importuna, 1038 nucleotides long. RefSeq lists its product as uncharacterized. Gene Ontology annotation, biological process: RNA processing. The transcript is spliced from 6 exons. NCBI's taxonomy places the organism in Eukaryota, Fungi, Ascomycota, Pezizomycetes, Pezizales, Morchellaceae. The coding region runs from base 1 to 1038 and encodes 345 amino acids. Gene Ontology annotation, molecular function: ribonuclease III activity. The record is from RefSeq and is a predicted model, not a curated record.